Messenger RNA from Didymella exigua CBS 183.55, 555 nucleotides. RefSeq lists its product as uncharacterized. The transcript has a single exon. NCBI's taxonomy places the organism in Eukaryota, Fungi, Ascomycota, Dothideomycetes, Pleosporales, Didymellaceae. The record is from RefSeq and is a predicted model, not a curated record. The coding region runs from base 162 to 464 and encodes 100 amino acids.
CUCCGACACUGCUUAGCCUUGGCAAUGUCUUCUCUCUGGGGGCUCGUACGGGUUUUAUUGGAUCCUCAUCCACACCCGUAUACCGCCUGCUGAAUACGUGCUUUGCCGUCCUCGGGGUUUUGAGUGUAUGACUUGGCUCCCACAGUUCUCCUUGGCAGCGCAUGCGGACUGAAGGCUGGUCAGCGCGGGUAAGAUGGUCAACCUUCGGCCUCCAAGCUGAUGUCGUGUCUUGCGUAUAUCUUGGGGCUUGGUCUCUUACUCUGGGUAUCAUCUCAAGUCAAUUCAGUCUAUCUUUCCACGCGGUCCUUCUCUUCCCGGCAUUCGUCUAUCCCAAUUUAGCGUUCUUCUGCGGCCUUUUUGUUCUUACAAUUCCUACUUGCAGUAUUGUCUUAGCUUUCUUGUGUAAUUUCAAGGCCGUAUCGCUGGAUCAGCUAGAACCUGCGGCUACUCUAUUCCCCUGUUAAGCCAUUCUGGACGUUGAUCGUCGGCACCCCUUCCCCACAACCUCACUCCACCUGUGGAUCUCCUUGCUACCUACAUAAAGUAUCUGGACUC